AUUUUCUCGUCGAGGAGCUGACAGAACUUCCUCCCUUCGCCCCCGAGGUUUGGAACUGGAAUGGAGCUGCUUUUCUCCCGAACACUACAAGGUGUGUGAGGAGGGGGGGAGGCAGGAGACGAAAACACCGUGUGGACUCAGCCCGGCCCGACCCCCCGACAUCCACGAGGGAUGAUCCUGCACGGCGCUUGAUGUGGAAAACACUUGGAGACUCGAGAGACUUCGUCGUGCCCAGCAGCUUAAUUCUUGACUUGUUUUCUUAUUUUAUUUUUGCUUUUUUUUUUUUUUUUUUUUUAAAGUGGAUUCGUAGCAUUACUUUCGUGAAUUGAAUUUUGCCACCGUUUGUAGAGAAGCCAAAUGACACGUGUGUUUUGAAACACGGUUCCAAAUAUAUUUAUCCCUCCCUCGACCCGGAUUCUCUCUAGAAGGAGCCGCGGGGAGGCCGUCAGAGUCUAAACAAACCUGAUUUUUAGUGUUUUCUGAACACUACCUGCUGCAGAGAUGUUGCUAUAAAUUGCUUUAUAACGGUUCAGCAAGAAGGGAGAUUUUUUUUUUUAUUAUUAUUAUUAUUUUUCCAGCUUGCAGGACCCAGGAAACUGGAUACUUUAAAAGUCACUUAAAUGUUUUAACAGCGUUGGAAAAUGGGAGCUGCUACUAAGUUGGCGUUCGCUGUUUUUCUUAUCUCUUGUUCAUCAGGUGCCAUCCUGGGCAGGUCAGAGACUCAGGAGUGCAUCUACUACAACGCCAACUGGGAGAAGGAUAAAACCAACCGGAGCGGGAUCGAGCCUUGCUACGGGGACAAAGAUAAGAGGAGACACUGCUUUGCCACCUGGAAGAACAUUUCUGGGUCGAUUGAGAUCGUGAAGCAGGGCUGCUGGCUGGAUGACAUCAACUGCUAUGACAGGAACGACUGCAUAGAGAAGAAGGACAGCCCCGAGGUGUUUUUCUGUUGCUGUGAGGGCAACAUGUGCAACGAGCGCUUCUUCUACUUCCCGGAGAUGGAGGUGACGCAGCUAACUUCUCUUGCCUUGUUCUCUCCUCUCUCCAAGCAUGCCUUUCAUAUAAUGAUUGAGGAUCCUGGGCCUCCCCCACCGUCCCCGCUGAUGGGGCUGAAGCCUCUGCAGCUGCUGGAGAUCAAAGCCAGGGGCAGGUUCGGGUGUGUGUGGAAAGCUCAGCUCCUCAACGAGUACGUGGCGGUGAAAAUAUUCCCCAUCCAGGACAAGCAGUCGUGGCAGAACGAGUACGAGAUCUACAGCCUGCCGGGCAUGAAGCACGAGAACAUCCUGCAGUUCAUCGGCGCCGAGAAGAGGGGCAGCAGCAUCGACGUGGACCUCUGGCUCAUCACCGCCUUCCACGAGAAGGGCUCCCUGACGGAUUUCCUGAAGGCCAACGUGGUGUCGUGGUCGGAGCUGUGUCACAUCGCGCAGACCAUGGCGCGGGGCCUGGCCUACCUGCACGAGGACAUCCCGGGGCUCAAGGACGGCCACAAACCCGCCAUCUCACACAGGGACAUCAAAAGCAAGAAUGUGCUGCUCAAGAACAACCUCACGGCCUGCAUCGCUGAUUUCGGCCUGGCCCUCAAGUUCGAGGCUGGGAAAUCUGCAGGAGACACCCACGGGCAGGUGGGCACCCGGCGCUACAUGGCCCCGGAGGUGCUGGAAGGGGCCAUCAACUUCCAGCGGGACGCGUUCCUGAGGAUCGACAUGUACGCCAUGGGACUGGUGCUCUGGGAGCUGGCCUCGCGCUGCACGGCCUCCGACGGCCCCGUGGAUGAGUACAUGCUGCCCUUUGAGGAGGAGAUUGGCCAGCACCCCUCCCUGGAGGACAUGCAGGAGGUGGUGGUCCAUAAAAAGAAGAGGCCCGUCCUGAGGGAGUGUUGGCAGAAACAUUCUGGGAUGGCGAUGCUGUGCGAGACCAUCGAGGAGUGCUGGGAUCACGACGCCGAGGCGCGGCUGUCGGCGGGCUGCGUGGAGGAGAGGAUCAUCCAGAUGCAAAAACUGACUAACAUUAUAACCACGGAGGACAUCGUGACUGUGGUCACAAUGGUGACCAACGUGGACUUUCCUCCCAAAGAAUCCAGUCUAUGAUAGUUGCACUGGUCGUGGAAGCGCCCACGGGACUCUUCGGCGGAGCCGCUCCCGCGCGCACGGGCCGUGCCGGCGGGGAGAGCGGAUGGUAAGUCUCUCUGGAAGCAGCACCAAGAGGUGUUGGUUUGUCCUUUGUUUGCCCCUCCCCUCGUCCCCAGCGUGGAUCCACGAGACUUCCUGCAUUCCCUGCUCGCACCUGAAGGACAUGACCGGACCCCUCCCGUGCCGACGACAGCGAGGGACUUACAUGAAGAAUAACGGACCUGUCGGGGCUUAACGAGCGUUUUAAACACUGACACCCGAUUUCUUAAUCCCUGUCGGAAGAGACUAAUUCCUUACAUGAACUGCUGUUAUUUUUUUUAAAAUCAAACAGACAAAACAGAGAAAAAAAAAAAAAAACAAAAAAACCAUUUCAUUUCAGAUUUAAAAAACAAAACAAAACAAAAACAAACGACAGAAGAAAAACAAACAAACAGAAAACAAAAAAAAAACAAAAAAAGGGUAACUUUGUUUUUAUCGCAUUCGUCGUCGUUUCUAUCAAAAUGACUCGUCGUGACGCGACUACGACACAGCUUGUGAAUGUUCCGUGUGCUGCUGUUCCGUGUACAGGACCGAGAGGAAUCAGUGGGAUAGAGCAAAGAGGCUUCCAAGUAUUACUUAACCUCCCUCAAAACCAGGUAUACCUCAGUUCCACCUCCUAAAUUAUCGUCGACAACACUAAUUGGGAUGAUGAACCGCUCCGUGUUUUGUAAAUGAUGUUUAUUCCCCGUCCCUGUGUUAUUUAAGAAGGGGAAGGUGCCCCCAGGAAUGGCCAUUCCCAGAGCCGUGUUUUUUAGCCUUUUCUUGUACUCGCUUGUUGUGUAUAAAAA
Messenger RNA from Empidonax traillii (willow flycatcher), 2956 nucleotides. It is a transcript of the gene ACVR2A, whose product is annotated as activin A receptor type 2A. Gene Ontology annotation, biological process: activin receptor signaling pathway; cellular response to growth factor stimulus; protein phosphorylation. The transcript has 11 exons. Gene Ontology annotation, cellular component: plasma membrane; activin receptor complex. Gene Ontology annotation, molecular function: activin receptor activity; activin binding; ATP binding. The coding region runs from base 642 to 2087 and encodes 481 amino acids. The record is from RefSeq and is a predicted model, not a curated record. NCBI's taxonomy places the organism in Eukaryota, Metazoa, Chordata, Aves, Passeriformes, Tyrannidae.